GUGGGAGGGGAAACCCCGUGCGAGCGGCGCCGCCAUCUUGGCUGCGGGGGUGAUGGGGGCGCAGCGGAGCCGCGUCUGAGGGGAAGCGGAGCCAGCGCGGAGCGAGGCCCCCCCGACCGGAGACACACACACACGCACACACACACGGAGACACGCACACACCGCCCCGCUGCGGGGAACAGGCACCGCGCUGCACAGCUCCCCGAGCCCCGAGCACAGUGCCACAAUGGCAACUGCACCUUACAACUAUUCCUACAUCUUUAAGUACAUCAUUAUUGGGGACAUGGGUGUAGGAAAGUCCUGUUUGCUUCAUCAAUUCACAGAAAAGAAGUUUAUGGCAGACUGUCCCCACACAAUUGGUGUUGAAUUUGGCACAAGAAUAAUUGAAGUUAGUGGCCAAAAAAUUAAACUACAGAUUUGGGAUACAGCAGGACAAGAGAGAUUCAGGGCUGUCACACGAAGCUACUACAGAGGAGCAGCAGGAGCUCUCAUGGUCUACGACAUCACCAGAAGAAGUACAUAUAAUCACUUAAGCAGCUGGCUGACAGAUGCAAGGAACCUCACCAAUCCAAAUACUGUGAUAAUCCUCAUAGGAAACAAAGCAGACCUGGAAGCACAGAGGGAUGUUACAUAUGAAGAAGCCAAACAAUUUGCUGAAGAAAAUGGUUUAUUGUUCCUCGAAGCAAGUGCAAAAACUGGGGAGAACGUGGAGGACGCGUUCCUGGAGGCCGCCAAGAAGAUCUACCAGAACAUCCAAGACGGGAGCCUGGACCUGAACGCGGCCGAGUCGGGCGUACAGCACAAACCAUCGGCCCCGCAGGGCGGGCGGCUAACGAGCGAACCCCAGCCCCAGAGGGAAGGCUGUGGCUGCUAGUGACCCUCCAGGGCUCCUCUGACCCUCCAGGGCUCCUCUGACCCUCCAGGGCUCCUCUGACCCCACACCUCUGCUCUCGGGAGCGCUGCUUUUGGCCGCUGCCCCGUCUUCUGUACAUCUUACUGGGUUUAAUUAAAACUCUUGAGACAAGUUUAACACAGUACUAAACUGCUAAACAACUUUAGAUGUAAUCAGGUUAUCAAAGGCAAGUAGAGUAAUAAAACCUCUCCUGCAUGGUAAAUCUAGAAGUUUUUUUUUUUUCCUUGAUUGUCCUUGUGAUAGUGUCACCGAUACAUAAUUUAAACUGAGCACUGAUGCUGGACUCCUGAUUUUACACUUUCGCAGGGCUUUUGUCUUGUAUGGUUUAAUUUUAUGGUUCUUUGGCCUUUCUCCCCCACCUCUAACUGUUGGAGCUGUCCAUAGUAAAGGAUGAGUUUUUGCUGUGAAAUGACUUCCGAUGGUAGCGAGGGGCUCUGUAACCAUGUGCUUUGUUGGAAGAAUUCCCUGUGGGAUGUGUUGGGGGUCGGGGUGGCGCCGGGAAGUGACCUGUUCAUUCUUGUGCUCAAUAGCUUUAUGUCCUUUUUUUUGCCACUUCUCUCCUUUCCAUUUGUUAACAGAACGUAAAUAUGUAUAAAAUUUGAAGGAACUGAGCUAACAGUUAAAUACAUCCUGUGUAUAUGAUUUUAUUGAAGAAACCGAUGCCUGGCAUUAGAACAGUGUGUAAGAAAACCCCGUUUGUACAGUCUGAGCUCUCUGUGCCCACCUGCCCUGGCAGCACAGCCCGGCCCUGGCUGCAGCUCCCAGGCAGCAUUCCCAGUGUCCCCAGGGAUGCGGUGCUGGGGACACAGACAUUAACACUAGUGGGAUCUGUCUCAUCUCUGCACUGGGGGUUCUCUCCCCUCUGCUUCUCGUUGCCCUUCUCAGGCUCCAUCCGUGGCCGGGGCUCUCGCACACCCCCUGCUUUUGUACCUGUACCUUUGGGAAUGGGCAGAGGCUGAACUGGACACUUGGAACAACAUGUGCUCUCCAGGGAUUUUAACUGCUGUUGUAUUUUUUACCAGUCCUGUGUGAGGGGUUUUUUUAAGGGUUUUGCAUCCAGCCUUGGAGUACAUCCUUCUGUGUGUGAGGGGUGUCACGUGGUGACCCUGCACGGGGGGAAUGUUGCUGCACUAAGGGGAGGUUUUAACUGUGGCUCCAAGUGCAGCUUCACUUGGGAAACAUCACAUGGUUUAAAAAUGGAAGGGUAAGUGCUUAAUGUCCCACCUCAGGCUCACUGCAGCGUUUCAAAUACAAAGUAGCCUUAAAAUCCCGCUCUAGACACUAAAACUCCACAAUGUUCAGACUUGUAAGUAACCAGUGGUACCAGAGUAUUGUACAGUCCUUGUUAAAUAAAAGCCAAAACUGGAAUGUGCAGACAGUGGGUUUGGGUAACUUGUGCACUGUCCCUCUGUUUUGUCUGGUUAGUCCUUUUUUACCUCCUGUUCCUCAGUAGAUGGGUAUGUCCGAGAUCUCCAGCUCCUGCAUCUGCUUCCCCCGAGGCUGCACCAGGGCUUGCCCAGGGACCACGACCUGCUGCUGGUGUGAAGUCAGUGUUGUAAUGACUACAGCUUGUUGAGGUGCAAUACCUGUACUCCCGGAGUCAGUUCAGUAGGUCUGAUUGUUUCUGUCACAGAAAGGAUCUGGUUGGACUGCUGUACUCCUCAUUUGAUGUAACAAUGCUAUUAAUCUAAAUAUUUGUAAAUAAAGUACCUGUAUCUAGAUAAA
Messenger RNA from Neopelma chrysocephalum (saffron-crested tyrant-manakin), 2638 nucleotides. It is a transcript of the gene RAB14, whose product is annotated as RAB14, member RAS oncogene family. The record is from RefSeq and is a predicted model, not a curated record. Gene Ontology annotation, biological process: phagosome maturation; defense response to bacterium; Golgi to endosome transport. Gene Ontology annotation, molecular function: GTPase activity; GTP binding. Bases 227 to 874 code for a protein of 215 amino acids. Gene Ontology annotation, cellular component: recycling endosome; phagocytic vesicle; Golgi apparatus. The transcript is spliced from 8 exons. Lineage: Eukaryota; Metazoa; Chordata; Aves; Passeriformes; Pipridae.